Moneuplotes crassus is the source of this 1883-nucleotide messenger RNA. The record is from the annotation of a GenBank genome assembly. NCBI's taxonomy places the organism in Eukaryota, Ciliophora, Spirotrichea, Euplotida, Euplotidae.
AUGGCUAAAGGCUUUCUUCCAAGAGUCUCUUCAUAUUUUACAAGCACACUAAAAUCCUUUGACAUGUAUCCUCACACAGUUAGUUUCACCUUCAAAGGCCAAGAAGAAUUCAAGACAAUGAUGGGAGGCUUCAUCUCUUUUGUUAUAAAGGUAGUAAUCUUGUACUAUACUUAUGUGAUGGUCAGACUGAUGCUAGAACGCAAAUAAUACCCAGAAGAAUGUGAAUUCAGUGGUGAAAGAUAUUUUGAAUGACCAAACUGCGUUUCACAUGAAUGGAACGGACUUUUCGUUUGGUUUUCAGUUGUUGGUUGGAGACGAGGAGGGACUUGAGCUUGAAGGAAAUGAAUAUUUCGAGGUAGAGAUUAUUAAAAAUAUCAAGUUAGCUAAUGGAGAUUUGCAAGAAGAGGUUGUCCCCUUUGCUAAAUGCGGAGAUACAUUAUUUAAAUACUACAAUCAGACAGAGGUGAAUUUGUUAGGGAUCAAUGAUUUCUAUUGCCCCACUAAAUCUGACUUCGUCAUCCAAGGAAGCGCAAUUUCAAAUGAUUUCUCAAAUUUUGAAUUAAGAGUAAAAUACUGCACUGAUGAAUGGUUGACAGCUUGUCCCCCAGAUUUAAAUGAAAAGAUCAACAAUAUGAUGGUCAGAGUUCCAUUUGUGAAUAAUUAUUUCGACUUUGAUGACUAUAAAAAUCCUGUGAAAACAUAUAUUGAUGAUAGAUUCGAACUGUAUAUGAUUGACACUCUUUAUCAACAACAGAACUCCUUUAUUCAGGUGAAUGAAGCUGAAGUUCAAGAUAGCUACUUUGCAUAUCAGCCAGGAGGUAGUAACAAAGAGUUCUUUGAGAUCGAAAGAGUUGAUACAAAACUUAUUUCAAGCCAGGUUCACCAAGGAGAACUUCUGAAUUUAAAAUUUGUAAAAGAUGCUGCCUCUAAAUCAUACGAAAGAACUGUCUUUAGCUUCAUGGAAGUCACUGGAAACAUAGGAGGCCUAUUCGAAAUCCUUCAGAUAGCUGGAGGCUUCAUUGUCGGAAUAUUUUCAGGCAGACUCUUCACAUUUUCUAUGUUCAGUAGUUUAUAUCACGUCGAUAUGCCUUCAAAUAAUAAAGCAAAGAAAGUUAAUGAAGAAACUAAAGUUAAUUUCUAUAAGAUACAGAAGACUAAUCGCGAAUGCACAGGAAGUUCGAAUAACUUAGAAGAAGUAGCAACAGAAGCCCAUAACAGAAUGAGAAGUAGAGUUAGGUAUGACUGGAAGCUGUCUGACUUUCUUGUCAACCUUUGUAGUUUGUUUUCAUGCUGCUUUUGAAGAUGUAUUAAGAGACGUUAUGAGCUGUUUGAAAAAGGUGAGAAGAAGUUCAUAAAAGAGUUUGAUGCAGUUUAUUAUGCUAGAAACAUGAGGAACCUCAACACCUUGGUCACCUCCAUGAUGGAUGAUAGUGAGAAAGUAAUGAUCACGUACCAAAAGCAAAACGCUAUCCCUGCUGAGAGUGAUGAAACUAGUGAAAAUCAGGAUGAGAAUUUUGAUGAUGUUCCAAAGAUGUUCUCGAAUAAGAUGCUAAAGGAGAAGCAUAUUCAGAAAAUUGAUUUGUUUAUGAGAAAGUAUUCAAAAGAAAAGUGGACUGAAAAAGACUUCAGACUUCUCAACGGGGUGUUUAAUAAACAACAGUUAACAAAUCAGCAGAUACAGAAGAUAGAGAUAGACCAAGAUUCAGGUUGGUAUAAUAUACAACAACCUGAGGAGAGCAAAGAUUAUAGUAAAGUUGGAAAUACAGACACAGAGGAGAAAAAGUUAGCUGAAGGAAAGUGCAAUUCACUCCUCAAACUACCAAUAAGCCCUCAUCCUCCAAUAUCCCUCGGAAACAGUAAAAUCUAAUAGCACCAUAACCCAU